AUGGACAAGAGUUGGAUGUGUAAGUCAAGAUUAAGUCAAGAAUAUUUAGAUGGAGUCGAGGGAUUUCUCAAUUUUGCUUUUAAUAAUGCAAGUGAAGACAACAUGAUUGUUUGUCCUUGCAUAAAAUGUGCGAAUGUUAAAUGGAAUGCGCGUGAAGUAGUUCUGGAGCAUUUAAUAUGUGAUGGAAUUCUUCAAGGGUACAAUUGUUGGUUCUUCCAUGGAGAGUGUGUUCCUUCUUCUUCCUCUAAUUCAGCAGGUGCAUUCACAACUUCUUCAAGCUCUACAUAUCUUAAUCAAGCUGUUCAUAGUACGCCAAAUGCCAUGGGGGAGUUGUUACGUGAUGCUUUCAACAUGCAUGCCGUUGUUCACGAGGAUGUUCAGGGUAAUACAUCUGAAUUCACUAAUUUGCAUGAUGAAGGCGAAACCCACGAUGGGGUAAGCUAUGAACAACCUCCUAUAGACGCAGCUAAAUUUUACAAGCUACUUGAAGAUAUGAAUGAAAAACUUUAUGAUGGAUCCAAGCAUUCUAGGUUGUAUUUCUGUAUUCGGUUGUUCCAUCUAAAAUGUAUGUGUGGGAUGACUGGGAAAGGGCUUGACUACUUGAUUGAAUUUUUGAAAGAAUUCUUUCCCGCAGCUACAAUUCCUACAAAUAGUCAUGAGUCUAAGAAAGUCAUUAAAGAUUUAGGGCUAGGGUAUGAAAAAAUUCAUGCUUGCCCUAAUGAUUGCAUGCUCUUUUGUGAUGAUCGAGAAACCCAACAAGCUUGUCAUGUGUGCGGUAGUUCUCGUUGGUUGACCACUGAUUCCAAUCAAUCUUUCAAUGAUGACAUUGAGGUGGUUCGUAAAAGGCCAGCAAAGGUUUUGCGAUAUUUUCCCCUGAUUCCAAGGUUGCAGAGGAUAUUUAUGUCGUCAAAGACUUCUAAUGAUAUGACUUGGCAUGCCGAUGGCCGUACAAAUGAUGGUCGUUUGAGGCACCCAGCUGAUGCUGAGGCAUGGAAAGCUUUUGAUGCAAGAUUCCCAGAUUUUGCAUCUGAUCCGCGCAAUGUUAGGCUCGGAUUAUCAUCUGAUGGCUUUAACCCUUUCAAGGUACUCAGUACUUCUUACAGUACUUGGCCGGUCGUGUUGAUUCCUUACAAUUCACCACCAUGGGUUGGGAUGAAACAAUCUUCCUUUCUAUUAUCCAUGAUUAUACCUGGAGAUAAAGGUCCUGGAAAUGACAUCGAUAUCUACUUACAACCUCUCAUCAAAGAGUUAAAGCAAUUAUGGGUUGGUGUUCAGACGUAUGAUGCGUCAGUAAGAAAGAAUUUCCAUUUACGGGCUGCUUUAUUGUGGACUAUCAAUGAUUUCCCUGCUUAUGCAAAUUUAUCUGGUUGGAGCACUAAAGGAAAAUUCGCUUGCCCUUGUUGCGCCGCACAAACUUGUUCAAGAUGGCUAUCUAAUGGGCAGAAGUUCUGUUUCAUGGGACAUCGGCGGUGGUUAGAACAUCAUCAUCCAUAUAGGUUCCAAAAACAUCUAUUUGAUGGUACUGUAGAGCUGCGUGGAGCUCCUUCAUCUACUUCUGGAUCUGAAAUCUUAUCAAUGUUGAAUGAUGCACAAUACAGUUAUGGAAAAGGAAUGAAGUCAACAUUGAAAAAAUCAAGGAGUGAUGGUGACUCGAGGAAAAGACAUAGGCAAGCUUCCAAUGUUGAAGUAGAUAGCGCCAUGGAGGAGGUAGCGGAGGAAUCACAUGAAGCCGAAUUGUGGAAGAAGAGAAGCAUAUUUUUUGACUUACCUUAUUGGGAGUAUAACCUGCUUAGACAUAACCUUGAUGUGAUGCACAUUGAAAAGAAUGUCUCCGAAAAUAUUAUUGCAACACUCCUCAAUGUUGAAGGGAAGUCAAAGGAUAACUUAAAGUCCAGGAAAGAUUUGGUAGAUAUGGGAAUUCGUUGUGAGCUUCAUCCGGAGUAUCUUCCUAAUGGAAGAACAAGAUUGCCACCUGCUUCAUAUUCCAUGACAAAAAAAGAGAAGGAUGUGUUUUGCCAAGUUUUGAAAAACAUUAAAGUUCCAGAUGGUUAUUCUUCAAAUAUAUCAAGAUGUGUGAAUCAGAAAGAGCGGAAACUUCAAUCUCUAAAAUCACAUGAUCAUCAUAUAUUGCUUCAUGAUUUGCUUCCAAUCGCUCUGCGGUCAUCAUUAACAAAUCGAGUGACUUGUGCCAUUUCAGCAUUUUGUAAUAUAUUCAAAAUCCUUUGUGGUAAGGUUCUUACAGUUGAAGAACUUGACAAACUUCACCGUGACGCAAUUAUAUCUUUAUGUGACUUGGAGAAGAUUUUUCCACCUUCAUUCUUCACUAUAAUGGUGCAUUUGGUUAUUCAUCUUCCAUUGCAAGCCAAACUUGGUGGACCUGUUCAUUAUCGAUGGAUGUACCCUAUAGAACGUGAGUAUAAGAAUAUUUUGAGACAGAAAAUGCGCAACCGUCGUUCAAAUGCUCGUGACAUUGAUUUGCAAUUUACUAAGAAUUUUCAUGAAUGGUUGGCAGAAACUGUUUCUCGUGGAAGAAUUGUGAAUGACGAAAUAAGAAUUCUAGCACAAGGCCCAAACAAAAUUAUUAAGCGAUACAAGGGUUUCAUCAUCAAUGGCUUUCGCUUUCAUACCAAAUCUCGCGAGAGAUUGAGGAGAACUCAAAAUUCUGGAUGUAUUGUUACUUCUUCAACAAUGAGUUAUGCUAGUGCCAGUGAUGGUAAUCCUCUGGAAGGAAAGCUUGAUUAUUAUGGGGUCUUGAAUGAUAUUAUUGAGUUAGAUUAUUUUAACAAGUACAAGAUUGUAUUAUUCCGAUGUGAUUGGGCUGACAUAAGCACUAGUAGAGGGAUCAAGAAAGACAAAUUUGGAUUUACAAUGGUUAAUUUUUCAAGAUUAAUCCAUACUGGUGAAAAUAUACUUGAUGAGCCUUUUGUGUUUUCAUCACAAGUGAAACAAGUUUUUUAUUGUAAAGAUCCCUCUGAAGCUGGCUGGCAUGUUGUCAUUCAAAAUCAACCUAGGGAGGUGUUUGACAUGGGUGAUGAAGUCAUAGAAAAUAGUUCUCGAACUGAAUGCUUUCCUACUAACAAUGAGAGGAUUUCUACUACCAAUGAUGAUGGACAAUGGGUUCGUGAAGAUGUCGACGAGGAUGUUUAUGCAUAUUGA
Molecule: messenger RNA, 3156 nt
Organism: Dioscorea cayenensis subsp. rotundata (Guinea yam)
Lineage: Eukaryota; Viridiplantae; Streptophyta; Magnoliopsida; Dioscoreales; Dioscoreaceae
Exons: 3
Coding region: 1-3156 (1051 amino acids)
Source: RefSeq, a predicted model, not a curated record